AUAUAAAUAGUGUUUUAACUCGACAAAUUGUUAUCAAAAACAAUUUAAUCUUUAAGAAAUCAACAACCUUUCAAAAACACCCCACAAAACCAACAUGUUCAAAUACGCCGUUGUUAUCUUCGCUGUAAUUGCUUGCGCUGCUGCCAAACCCGGUUUGAUUGGCGCUCCUUUGGCUUACACUGCUCCCGCCGCUGUUGUAGCAGCCCCAGCUCCAGUAGUUACCGCCACCAGCAGUCAAGUUAUUGCCCGUAAUUAUAAUGGUAUUGCCAGUGCUCCAAUUGUUGCCCCUGUUGCUGCUCCUGUCGUUGCUAAAACUGUUGCUCCAGUAGCUGUAGCUGCUCCUUUGGCCUACUCUGCUCCUGUUGUAGCUAAAUAUGCUGCCGCUGCUCCUUUAGCCUAUUCUGCACCUUUUACUUAUGCUGCUGCUCCAGCUCCAGUUUUGUUUUAAAUAUAGAGGAUAAAAGAUGGUAAUGGUUUUUGAUCGA
Lucilia cuprina (Australian sheep blowfly) is the source of this 485-nucleotide messenger RNA. Its product is annotated as larval cuticle protein F1-like. The record is from RefSeq and is a predicted model, not a curated record. The transcript is spliced from 2 exons. NCBI's taxonomy places the organism in Eukaryota, Metazoa, Arthropoda, Insecta, Diptera, Calliphoridae. Bases 95 to 448 code for a protein of 117 amino acids.